Molecule: messenger RNA, 540 nt
Organism: Melanotaenia boesemani (Boeseman's rainbowfish)
Lineage: Eukaryota; Metazoa; Chordata; Actinopteri; Atheriniformes; Melanotaeniidae
Product: CD209 antigen-like protein E
Exons: 4
Molecular function (GO): signaling receptor activity
Source: RefSeq, a predicted model, not a curated record
AUUUGUUUUUCUUUGAUUCCACACAAUCAAACCCUCCAAACCCUGAAAGAGGAGAAUGAAGCUCUGAGGAAAAAUCUCUCAGAUGAGACACGUCUGAAGUGUGAAGCAGGCUGGGAGCUUCAUGGAGAAAAGUGUUAUUAUUUCACCACCACUAAAUCCUCCUGGAACAACAGCAGAGAUGGAUGUAAACUUAAAGGAGGAGACCUGGUGAAGAUAGACAGCAGGGAGGAGCAGGAAUUCCUGGAGGCAAGACUGAGAGAGAAAAUGGAGGAAGCUGAGGACAAGUUCUGGAUCGGACUGACAGACUCAGAGGAAGAAGGAAGAUGGUUGUGGGUGGACGGAUCGUCUCUGGACACACGUUUGCAGUUUUGGCACAUCAAUCAGCCGGAUAACUAUAAUGGAAAAUAUCCUGAUGGAGAGGACUGUGUGAGGAUGGGGGAGAAAGGAGGAGCUGCUGAUCUGAAGUGUUGGUUUGAUCGAGUCUGCAAUGACCCUCAGAAAAGUCUUUGUGAGAAAGCAGCAGCAACUAGAAGAAUUUAA